AUGGCUUCCGCAGACGAGCUUAAGGCUCUCGGCAACAAGGCCAUUGCCGAAAAGAACUUUGACGAGGCUGUCGCCAAGUUCUCCGAGGCGAUCAAGAUGCAGCCCGACAACCACAUCCUCUACAGUAACCGCUCUGCCGCCUACGCAUCCAAGAAGGACUGGCAAAACGCCCUGGAAGAUGCAAAGAAGACGACCGAGAUCAAGCCCGACUGGCCCAAGGGCUGGGGACGUCUUGGCACAGCCUACUACGGCCUCGGCGACCUCCUCGCCGCCAACGACGCUUACGAGGAGGGACUCAAGGUCGACCCCAAUAAUGCCGGCUUGAAGAAGGACCUCGCUGCCACUCAGAAGGCGAUGAAGGCCGAGGCUGGUGGUGACGCCGGCGACCCGACUGGCGGCCUCGGCAGCAUGUUCAACGACCCCCAACUUAUCCAGAAGCUCGCCGCGAACCCCAAGACGGCCAGCUUCCUCGCAGACCCCGCCUUCAUGGCCAAGCUCCAGCAGAUGAAGGAGAACCCCAAGGGCUCGCCCGACCUGUUCACCGACCCCCGCAUGCUGCAGGUUCUCGGCGUCCUGAUGGGCGUCGACAUGCAGAUGGGCAUGCCCGACGACAUUCCCCAGGACGCAGAGAUGCGCGAUGCUCCCCCCCCUCCCGAGCCGAAGCCCGCCCCCAAGAAGGCCCCCACCCCCGAGCCCGAGCCCGAACCCGAAGAACUCGACGAGGAGGCCUUGGCGAAGAAGAAGGCCAAGGAGGAGGCCGACAAGGAGAAGGCGCUGGGUACCGAGAACUACAAGAAGCGCAACUUUGACGAGGCCAUCGCACACUACAGCAAGGCCUGGGAGCUGUACAAGGACAUCACCUACCUCAACAACCUCGGCGCCGCCUACUUCGAGAAGGGCGACUACGACAAGGCCGUCGAGGCCUGCACCAAGGCCGUUGAGGAGGGCCGCGAGAUCUACGCCGACUUCAAGCUGAUCGCCAAGUCGUACGCGCGCAUCGGCUCCGCCUACGAGAAGCAGGGCAACCUCGAGCUGGCCAUCGAGAACUACAAGAAGUCCCUGACGGAGCACCGCACCCCCGAGGUCAACGCCAAGCUGCGCGCCGCCGAGCGCAACAAGAUCGAGCAGGCACGCCUGGCCUACAUCGACCCCGCCGAGGCCGAGAAGGCCCGCGAGGAGGGCAACAAGAAGUUCAAGGAGAGUGACUGGCCCGGCGCCGUCGCGUCGUACUCGGAGAUGAUCAAGCGCGCGCCCGACGACCCCAGGGGCUACAGCAACCGCGCCGCCGCGUUUGUCAAGCUGCUCGAGUUUCCCAGCGCCGUCGAGGACUGCAACACGGCCAUCAAGAAGGACCCGACCUUUAUCCGCGCAUACAUCCGCAAGGCGCAGGCCUUCCACGGCAUGCGCGAGUACUCCAAGGCCGUCGACGCCUGCACCGAGGCCGCCAAGGUCGACCUGGAGCACCACAAGGGCGCCAACGCGCGCGAGAUUGAGCAGCAGCAGCAAAAGGCCUUCAACGCCAUGUACGCGACGCGCGAGAACGAAACGGAGGAACAGACCAAGGAGCGCCUGGCCCGCGACCCCGAGAUCAUGAGCAUCAUGAACGACCCCAUCAUGCAGUCUAUCCUCCAGCAAGCGCAGUCGGACCCUGCGGCGCUGACGGAACACAUGAAGAACCCCGACAUCAGGACCAAGGUGCAGAAGCUGGUAGCGGCAGGAGUUAUCCGCGUCGGCCGGUAA
Colletotrichum graminicola M1.001 is the source of this 1740-nucleotide messenger RNA. Its product is annotated as tetratricopeptide. Lineage: Eukaryota; Fungi; Ascomycota; Sordariomycetes; Glomerellales; Glomerellaceae. The record is from RefSeq and is a predicted model, not a curated record. Gene Ontology annotation, molecular function: Hsp90 protein binding. The transcript is spliced from 4 exons. Bases 1 to 1740 code for a protein of 579 amino acids.